This is a messenger RNA of Peronospora farinosa, 1464 nucleotides long. NCBI's taxonomy places the organism in Eukaryota, Oomycota, Peronosporomycetes, Peronosporales, Peronosporaceae. The record is from the annotation of a GenBank genome assembly.
AUGGAGGCCGACGAAGAAGAGCGGGAAGUAGCGACAGCAUCGGCUGCUUUAUUUGGAGAUACGCAUCGAGAAUCAGUGUUUAAUGAUGAGGGAAUGGAUGGUUCUGAUUUACCACCAUCAUUUGUCAUGCCGUUACUAACUCGAGACGACGAGGAAGAGACACAGGAGAUUUCAGAUCGAAUGCAAGUGCUUGAGACGGAAAAAGAGCCAGAAGAAGACAUUCAAGUGGAAGCUGAGGACGAAAUGAUCGAUAGGAUCAACAUUAGAAGAAUACAGAUGGAUAUUCAGCCAAUAGAGGCUGGAAAAGAACAAGAACGAGAUGCUACUUCAAUGAUAGAGACUGGAGAUCGACGAGGUUAUCAAUGUCGCUUUGAAAAUUGCCUUAAAUUUGCUCAGGCAGGAGGUUUUUGCAUUGCUCAUGGUGGUGGAUACCGUUGUCAGACCCCAUUUUGUGCUUUUUUUAAUUUACGCACGUGUCCGGACCAUGGAGGCUCGAAACGCUGUGGCGUGACAGGAUGUACACGAGUGGCACUGGGCACUUCAGCACUUUGUUGUGCACAUGGAGGAGGACGAAAAUGUUCGAUUAAGAAAUGUAACAAGUACGAUGCUGGACAAGGACUGUGUCUGGCCCAUGGAGGAGGACGAGACUGCAGGACAAGUGGCUGUACCAAGAAGGCCAUUCGCUACGGAGUCUGUAGUGGCCAUGGAGGUCGUGCACGUUGCAAGGUGGAAGGUUGCGAGAAAUACGACCGGGGACAGGGCAAGUGCAAGGCUCAUGGGGGUGGCUAUUUUUGCAAAGUACAGGGAUGUGGCAAGAAGGACAAAGGAGGCGGACUGUGUGUUGCCCAUGGCGGCGGCAAGAAGUGCUAUGUGGAAGGAUGCACGACGCCAUGUGUUGGUGGAGGUCGCUGCAAGGCACAUGGGGGAGGUAGACGAUGUCAAGCUGAUAAUUGCCGCAAUUGGGCUCUCAAUGGCGGACGAUGUAAGGAGCACGGCGGAACGGGCAAGCGCUGCUCACGUCGUGGGUGCGACAAGCAUGACCAAGGCGGUGGCUUCUGCCUUGCACAUGGUGGUGGCUUCACCUGCACGAUCCCGGACUGCACGAAGAAGCAGAUCCGGUUCGGACGUUGUUGUGCGCAUGGUGGGAAACCACGAUGUACAGUUGCCGGGUGCGAGCGUCUGGGGCAGGCACGUGGACUUUGCAAGGCUCACGGUGGUACAAAACCUUGCAGCUUUCCGGAAUGCACGCGCAAGGCAAAUAGCGGUGGUCAUUGCAUUCGGCAUGGCGGCGGAGGGCGCUGCAAAACGGAGGGCUGUGUCAAGACGAACCGCGGUGGAGGCUACUGCAAGGCUCACGGCGGGGGCAAAAAAUGCACUGUACCAGGCUGCAACGACUGGGCCAUUGGUGGCGGUCUGUGCCCACAGCACGAAAUGUUCGGCCCAGCUGCGGUCGUCUCUGUGUGA